This is a messenger RNA of Nomascus leucogenys (northern white-cheeked gibbon), 1444 nucleotides long. RefSeq names its product spermatogenic leucine zipper 1 (gene SPZ1). The record is from RefSeq and is a predicted model, not a curated record. Lineage: Eukaryota; Metazoa; Chordata; Mammalia; Primates; Hylobatidae. Gene Ontology annotation, cellular component: nucleus. Gene Ontology annotation, molecular function: DNA-binding transcription factor activity.
UAAAUACCGGGUGCCUAGAGGAGAAGAGAUGGAGCCCCAGCCCUGGUCCCCUUUCCCACCCUUCCUCCCCCACAAGACUGUCUGAGAUGCCACCUUCCACCUAAACAUCAUCUCCCAAAUUUUAAUCCUUAACUUUGGUCUCUGACUUCUGCUUGAUUCCACAGUCUCCACCCACAUUUGCACGAAGGACCAUCACCUGUCCUUCCUGGAAUCUCUAAAGUUUUCUGCUUUCCUUCUGUCCUGAUGGCCAGCUCUGCUAAGUCAGCUGAGAUGACCAUCAUCUCCAAAACCCUUAACCCUACUCCUGAUCCUCAUCAAGAAUAUCUGGACCCUAGGAUUACCAUUGCCUUAUUCGAAAUUGGAUCACUUUCUCCUUCUUCCUGGGGCUCUCUCCCUUCCCUAAAGAAUAGCAGCCAUCAAGUUACAGAACAACAGACUGCACAGAAGUUUAACAAUCUCUUGAAAGAAAUUAAAGAUAUUCUUAAAAAUAUGGCAGGUUUUGAAGAGAAGAUCACAGAAGCAAAAGAACUUUUUGAGGAAACCAAUAUUCCUGAGGAUGUGUCAGCCCACAAAGAAAAUAUCAGAGGACUUGACAAAAUCAAUGAAAUGUUAUCAUCAAACCUGCCUGUUAGUUUAGCCCCAGAGAAAGAAGGCAAUGAAAAGAAACAGGAGAUGAUAAUGGAAAACCAGAACUCUGAGAACACAGUACAAGUUUUUGCAAGAGAUUUGGUAAAUCGUUUAGAAGAAAAAAAAGUCCUUAACGAAACUCAACAAAGUCAAGAAAAAGCAAAAAACAGACUUAAUGUUCAAGAAGAAACUAUGAAAAUUAGGAACAACAUGGAGCAGUUACUACAGGAAGCAGAACACUGGAGUAAGCAACAUAUUGAGCUCAGUAAACUGAUAAAAUCCUAUCAGAAAUCUCAGAAAGACAUAAGUGAAACUCUCGGAAAUAAUGGAGUCGAUUUCCAAACCCAGCCAAAUAAUGAAGUGUCAGCUAAGCAUGAGCUGGAGGAACAGGUGAAGAAACUGAGCCAUGACACCUAUUCAUUGCAGUUGAUGGCAGCUUUGCUAGAGAAUGAAUGCCAAAUCUUACAGCAGAGAGUAGAGAUUCUCAAGGAACUCCAUCAUCAGAAACAGGGAACUCUGCAAGAGAAGCCAAUUCAGAUAAACUAUAAACAGGACAAGAAAAAUCAGAAGCCAUCAGAAGCAAAGAAAGUAGAAAUGUAUAAGCAGAACAAGCAAGAAAUGAAGGGUACAUUUCAGAAAAAAGACAGAUCCUGUAGAAGCCUGGAUGUUUGUCUUAAUAAGAAAGCUUGCAAUACCCAGUUCAAUAUUCAUGUUGCAAGAAAAGCUCUUAGGGGAAAAAUGAGGUCAGCUAGCAGCCUAAGAUAGAAAAUACCAAAAGCAGACAAAAAGGUGAAUCUUUAAAAAACUACAUCUGUUA